This is a messenger RNA of Aspergillus nidulans FGSC A4, 141 nucleotides long. RefSeq lists its product as uncharacterized. Bases 1 to 141 code for a protein of 46 amino acids. The record is from RefSeq and is a predicted model, not a curated record. The transcript is spliced from 2 exons. NCBI's taxonomy places the organism in Eukaryota, Fungi, Ascomycota, Eurotiomycetes, Eurotiales, Aspergillaceae.
AUGAGUGCUGAAACACGUCUUGCAAGAAGAAUCAACCGGAGAUAUACUUCCACCUCUUUCUGGGCAAUUUGCCAGGUUGCCGACAUCGCGAAGCUGGAAAAUCGAUCGCCCUUACAGAACCAACUCAGGACAUUGAACUAG